Dromaius novaehollandiae (emu) is the source of this 3736-nucleotide messenger RNA. RefSeq names its product HORMA domain containing 2 (gene HORMAD2). Lineage: Eukaryota; Metazoa; Chordata; Aves; Casuariiformes; Dromaiidae. Bases 131 to 1177 code for a protein of 348 amino acids. The record is from RefSeq and is a predicted model, not a curated record. The transcript has 11 exons.
AUUUUUAUCACCCUACAGGCUUUCAGGCAGUACCGCAGAGUGUCCUUGCUUUACUUUGGUUUAGCUUUUCCUGCCCGACAGCCGGCUUUUAGACCUGAAUAGGAGUGAAGAGUCUGGUUCUUUAAGGAAGAUGAGAAAUUUCAAUGACUGUGUGUUUUCCAGGUGUCACAUCCGUUUUUCUGCAGGUUUUAAUUGCAAGUGGAAGGCAGGUCUGCGAUAUAUGAUGGCCACUCACCAGCUUUUACGGAUGAGGCAAAAGAAUAAAUCCUCCAAGGAAUCAGUGUUGUUCCCCAACAAAAUUACUACUGAGCAGCAGUCUGUGGUGCUGAUGAAAAAGCUUCUGGCUAUCUCUGUAUCCUGUAUAACAUACCUGAGAGGGUUGUUCCCAGAGAGUUCAUAUGGAACUCGCUAUUUAGAUGACCUCUGUCUAAAAAUUCUCCGAGAAGAUAAAAGCUGUCUGGGAUCACUGCAGAUAGUCAAGUGGAUUCAAGGUUGUUUUGAUGCUUUGGAGAAGAAGUAUUUACAUAUUGCUGUCCUAGCAAUUUACACCAAUCCCAAGGAACCGGAGACAGUGACUGAACUGUAUCAGUUCAAAUUCAAGUACAAAACAGAUGGGCCCCAGAUGGACAUCAUCAGCAACAAAAUGAACUUUGUGAAUGGGGUGUGCAGUGAGGAGGUUAAAAAAGCCAGCAGCCUGCUGAUCCGUAAACUGUACCUGUUAAUGCAAAACCUCGGGCCGCUUCCCAAUGACGUUACCCUGACCAUGAAACUCCUCUAUUACAAUGAUGUAACUCCUGACAGUUACCAGCCCCCUGGCUUUAAGGAAGAUGGCAGCCCUAGUAAUCUGCUGUUUGAUGGUGAUCCUGUCAACCUGAAAGUGGGGUCAGUCUCCACUGGAUUUCACAUCGUGAAAGUGAGGGUAACAACUGAAAACAAAAGAAUGGGGACAGUUGAAAGCAGGCUGCUCCAGAAGAAUGGCCCUACUGAGAUCUCCCAUCAAGGGUUAGACUGCGAUGAAGAGGAAGAGGAGGGGAGCCCCAAGAACAACCCUCUCCCUGCCAGAGCAUAUUCAAGUGAACAUGGAGAGGACAAAAGUGACAUGCAUCCAGGCUGGAAAACUGAAGCAUCUUCUUUUUGUCUUCGGGAUACAGAUAAGCUGCCUGAACCUUGCGUUUAGCCAGGAAGAGGUAAUAGGACCCAAGAAGAAAAGGAAGGUCAGUGAACCAGAGAAGCUGCUUCUGGAAGGCAGGAAAUGAUGUUCGUUCUGACACACAAUACGUUUUAGAAGGUGCGAGUUCUCAUUGUCAUCUCACUAGUAAAGACCUUUACUCUCUUCUCAUAUUUAACUCUCCACAUUCCACAUGUAUUUUUGCAUAUUUGUCUAGUACGGACUUUCGAUUGCAAAGAGACAGCAAGCAUAGUUAUCGUCAUGACAAUGUAGAUCAACAGUACUUGUUUGAUGUUCUAAAGCUGAGGAUUGAUGAUUCCAUAUGAAUGGUGUCUGUGUGCUUCUUUUUCUCUCUUUCUCAUACCCCCCUCCACACCCUCCACACCACACUGGCUAAAUUUGCUCCUCUGUGGCUGGACAGUCCUUUGCCAAUAUGUCAUCAAUAUUAUGGCAGCAUUUCAAGAUAAACUCUGAGGAAUUAAUGCCUGCAAACAACAAGUCUCAUGAUUCAUUAGACAUCCUAUCUACUAUUUCCGGAGCAUAGAUUUUUUUUGAAAAAGAGUUUUUAUCUAUAUUGAACACAGAGAUAAAAUAAUCUAUACACAUUUUCUGCUGUUGCUGAAUGUUUUUUUCUGACUCUGCAAAUAGUGUUGCUAUGGCUAUAUUAUCAGCUUAUUUCUAAAGCAGCAACCCACCACGUACCAAGGGGCUUAGACAGUUACACGAUAUAAAUCAUGUUGAAAUACAGCACUUUUAAAACUUAGCUUUAAUAAAGGUACCUUAUGACUGCAAAUACAGGUAAGGACAUCCACAGCAAUAAAAUAAGGGAUUUAGAUAUACUUUGGAGCAAGAGCACUGUGUUUUGUGUCAUGUAGAUUGCCUGGCACUCUGUCAAGACCUAAGGGAUAUUAUUGGAGUGAGAGGAGCAAAAUGGUCUUAACUGGUCUUACACAUUUUUUAAAAGUUGUUCAGGGUACAGCAUUUCUAAUACUUUAGACACAUAGCAAAAGAGAUAUUGAAAUAUGAAAUUGCAGAGAAGGUAAUGAAAUGCACCCUCUUCCCAGCACAGUGUCAACUGUCUAAAGUGUUCAGAUCCUACAGUGAUGGAGAAGUACAAGUGUGAGAAUUCAACAGAGUAAUCUGCCCAGUAAUGUAGCCUAUCUGAAAUGUCAGGGAUGUUGCAACAAAGAUAUUGCAGGAAUAGGGCUUGAAGAGCAGCUGUGGUUUUGGAUGUAAGGUGUUUCUUCUGUGGUGUAUGUCAGAGAGCUGCAGAGAAGGCAGUAAGGAUUAUUUGCUGAGUAUCUGACCCACAGUGUCUAAGGCACAUCCUUGAAGAACCUCAGCCACCAGUGCCAUCACUGGACAUACCGGGUUCCCUAUCACUGUUAAUAUGGUGAUGUCUUCUGCUGUGGCAGCCCCUGUGAUUGGCCCCAGGCAUUUGGGAUCCUCUUCACUGCUGAAGCUGUGAAACUUUGCUUGACUGGAUAAAAGCCCCUGGAGCUGUGGAUUGACCUUACUUGACUAGCUGAGUUCCAUGUAAACCCCGCUGCUGAUUUCUUGCCUUUCUUGUGCUUUUACUCUAGUUGGCCAUCAAAGAAAGAAUCAGAAGCCAGACUAGGACUGGCUGACUGGGUAGAGAGAACUCUGAAGUCGAACAAUCCUAAAUGAUCAAUGGAAUUUUGCAACUGGCUGAGUUACUUCUUGCAAUUCAAAUGACAGUGCCACAGCUGUGCUUACUUGGCCCAAGGCAGACAGACCACUGACUAUCCCUGAGCCUGCAGCAGUGUCUGGCAGGUUUUGUGGCUUGAUGCCUAUUUCACAAAACAGGUAGAACAUGAGAAUUCCCCAUUUUAUCCUCACUUUCAGUCCUGUGUUCUCAUUUUCGCACCUGUGGCCUAAUAAGCCAGUUUGUUCACAUGCCAGAGCAAACCAGAAAUCUUCGCUCUGCCCAGAUUUUGUAAUGAUGUUUGUUCUCGUGCCUGCACAUCCACCGGAGGCCUGUGUUCUUCACAGGACAGCAGCAGCUCAGGACCUGCCUUGACCUGAAACCAUGGCCCUGGUGUUGCCAGAAUGUUUCACCUCCAUGCUUCUCCAGCCCACUGCCUCCUGCCUACCCCCAAAGGCUUGUCCUACUGUUGUGUUGUGCACGUAUGAGAAAGACAAACAAGGCUGUGAUUAUGGCUGCGCAAACGAGUUAGUCCGUUAACUUGCUUUGUGCACAGUGGAAAAUGCAAAGUGUCUUGUCCCGCAAUGAAAGUGAAGUAAGCUAUCUUGUGUUACCGCAUAGUAAGAGUGUGCACACAGCUACCACGAAGUAAAUCCACAGCUUAGUUUACUGCAAAGUGUCUUGGUCUUAUACCCAUGGCCAGAGACUCACUGUCUCAGUUCACAUUGGCUUCUAAUCAGCUAUUUUACGGUAAUGACUUUCAGUCAUUUUCAUUUCAGGCUUGGUUAGAAAUAAAGUAACUUGUGAUGAACUGCCACAGUAAGCGUCUGAUUUUUCUUUCCCACAAGCUUGUGGUUACCAUCAGAUUCUAAGAAAAGUCUUUCCACUGCAGAUUGGAAUCA